AAAUGAGGCCAACUCCUCUGCUAUCAAGAUGCGGCUUGUCGCUUCUCAGGUGAAGCUCCUGCGUAUUUGCCCUGGUUAACGUUACCCUAAGGAAAUCGGCAACUUUGGUAAGAUCAUCUGCGCUUGGCGACCUGCUAGCUCGCGAACGCCGCAAUCUCGUCGAUCCAUACUGGUUGGGUGUGGGCUUUCAGGCACAUUAGAACAAUGUUGCGUGCGCUGCUUCUCGGCCCAGAUCGUGUCAUUUGCAAUGUCAGUGGCCAGCCGUUGCGUCGGGCCCGGCUGUCUUAUCGCUUUACCCCAGAUUCCACAGUCGAAGAUUCGCAAGCUUGGUAUCGAUCUGCGCGCGCGCCAACGGUCUAUCUAGAUUUUCUAGAUUGUAAGACGUACAAGCUUGACACUCACGGUCAGCGACGAAAUGCCAGCGCUUCCAAGACCACCUCCUCGUCGUCGUGUCUGAGUCUAUCUGCGACUAGGGCGAUCUUUUGCACCAACGCUUCUCGCGCACGGGCAUCCAAUGGCCUGGUGCCGAGGCAUAGUCUGAAACUCGUCUAAGUCCGUCAUCUGGUGCUGCAAGUGACUGCUAGUGCAAACCGGCGGUCAUCCAUCCUACUGAGCAUAUAUGAUCCAUUGGGCAGAGAAGCCACGGAGCCCUUCGUCAAUGUCUCGAUCUGCACGCGUUUCACAGCAUCAUGCCACGAUAUCUGGAUAACGUCUCGGUCGUUGUUUUGGGCCCGAGAGGUCAUGCUUCGUGGCUAUAACAAUAAACACAAUUUCUAAAAUGCGCGUAAAUGGUCACUUGUUAUAUAUCAUAUUCUACAUAUUGUUACCAACGGUCUUUCCCGACAAGUCAACUCCCGCAUUUCUCUUAUUGCUCUCGUCGAACUGCAUGCGUGAUCUAUUUUCCUGGACGGUUGUCCGGGGCUCUUACAUUUUGGGGAGGAGUCGCCUUCAGCCUGCACGCCGAAGAAAAAGCCGGAUAUAGAUUCAUCCACAGACAUCGGCAGAUGUUGUCGACCUCAAGGGCAGCUCGGUCAAGUCUCCCAAUAGUAUCACCGCCGUGUCAAUCAAUCGAUAGCGUUGGAGAGACCUGUGAAGAGCUUCGAAGAUUUGAACUGAAAGUUGAACAUACAGAUCCUGCACUCAGAUUACUUCCUCGCUUGGGGGGCAAAAAUGGGAGAUACAAGCUUGCAGAAGCCUGCUUCAGUCCUUUUACAUCGAGGGUUGUCAUGACAUGAACUGUGCGGAUGCGGUACAACAUUCCGCACUGUUCCUUACUCUUCAAAUCUGUGGAAGUUUUACUUGCCGGUCGCCCCCAAUGGUUUUAAUACACGCUCAUAUAUAGUGUCAGCUGAUCUCACUCCCAUGUUGGAACGUCAAUCUCUUAAGCAAGUGACGGGGGCAGGAAUGUGCUGCACGGAAAAAGGCAGGAGAGAGACGAGUGUCAGGGGCAGCUCCCAGGUAACCUCGCUCGUUAGGGAGUUGAAAAUCCAACAUGACUGGAUUCUGAGCUUGUAACUCCGC
This is a messenger RNA of Pseudomassariella vexata, 1521 nucleotides long. RefSeq lists its product as uncharacterized. NCBI's taxonomy places the organism in Eukaryota, Fungi, Ascomycota, Sordariomycetes, Amphisphaeriales, Pseudomassariaceae. The transcript has a single exon. The annotation marks the transcript as partial. The record is from RefSeq and is a predicted model, not a curated record.